Molecule: messenger RNA, 1722 nt
Organism: Helianthus annuus (common sunflower)
Lineage: Eukaryota; Viridiplantae; Streptophyta; Magnoliopsida; Asterales; Asteraceae
Exons: 5
Coding region: 229-561 (110 amino acids)
Source: RefSeq, a predicted model, not a curated record
CAUCUGACACGUGUUUUUCUUAACCUUAACCUUGAGAGAUUUUCAUCAGGAUCCCACGGUUCUUUCCAAACCCUAUACACUUAUACGCCUUCAUACGUUCCUAAUCUAUCCAUCUAUUCAUGCCUAAUCAUCUUCGCAAGAUCUUAUAAUCUUCUCCAUCGCCGUCCAAGAAGUUCCUAAUUCUCGAUUUUUAAUCAAGAUACCACAGGAUUAAACGGGUUAUGCAUUAUGUACCUGUAUAGGUGGUCUUCAUCAAAAGAUAGUGUUCAUAUUAUAUGCAGGUUCCAUGUGAAAAAGCUACAGGCAUGCUUCCCUCCUGGGACCGACCUCUCGAAGGGUACCCCGAAGAUCAUUGAUAAAGCUUCUUGUGUGGAUGUCAAUGGCGAAGUCAUUAUUGAUGAACCUGCAGGUAAAUCUUACAGUCGACUGGUCGCCUUGACGCCUUUUAUGUCGCUGGUCUCGGGUUCGAGAGUGGCUGACUGGCUGUCGCCGUUUUACGUACGAGUUUUUGGUUUCGAUGGUGGCUCAAAGGUUGUUGUAGGGUGGUUUUAUUCAUGUUAAACAUGAUGGCAAUGGUAUGAUGAUUGGUUAGUGUUAGUCAUCUUUCAUCAAAGUUUGUCAAGAAGAAGAAAAUAAAUAGAUUUGGUGACUUUCUAAGAUUGGUUGUUAGGAGAAGUGUAGCGAACAUGUUAUGGUCAGAGGUUGUUAGAGCUUAUGAAGACAAUGGCCCUAUCUUUUUAUGUUUAUUUGGAAAAAAUAUUUAGAACUUCUUAUUAAACAAAGCACCAAUUAUAAAAUAACUUGCUCAUGCAUCUUUUCAAAGUAUCCAACAAUGAAAAUAACUAAUAUAAAAUCUAAUGGUUGCAUUUAGUUGUAGAAUUACUGAACUAGAACUUAACUUUUCCCAGUUAAUCUCAUUUUUCCAGGUUUUGCUUAUUAUGACACUGCAAAAUGCACCAGUAGGUCUUGAUUAUGAACGGGACAAAAAAUUUCAAAGGUUUGUGUCGUACUACAAGUAUUACAAUACGUAGGAUGGCGUGCUUAAUUUAUUUUAUUUAUUUGGUUGCUACUUGCUUAGUAAACGACCCAAAAAACCGUCAAUCAUCAGAUAACCUUUUAAAGAAUCCUUUUAUUAAACACGCACAUAUAAGACAACUGAUUAUCAAACUUUUUCCCCGUAUAAUCUAUGAUUGCUAAGCGUUUCUAUAAUCCCCUUGAAACUCCGCUACCCAAUAAACCAGUGGGUGUUUUCUGUUCAAUUGAUGAAGCAGGUUUUAAACAGAAAUUUGGUUACGGUAAAUGUAUAAUAUAUACAUCUUCACAUUUUCCAAACUUAUCCCCUGUUUAACAGUAGUAACAUGAUUCAAAACUGAAUGGUUCAACCUAUCUUUACAAUAUAAUAUAUAGUUUGUGAAGAUUAGGUUAUUUAGGUUUUAUUGUUGCUUUUGCCAUCGUUUGUAAUGCUUUGCCAGUUAAAUUGUUUCUAAUUUAUGUGAUAUCUGUUGGAUUUACCAUCGUUUAUGGUGAUUGUGGAAUGCUAUACUUUCAACUAAAGUGGUUUGCAUGGACAUGCUAUAUGACAAAAUAUGAUUGUAGACACUAAUGUUUGAGUCAGGUUCCAAGCCAAAUAAAGUAUAUAUAUUUUUAUGGACCUAAGGGAUCACUUCCUGCUAUUAUUUAUGAUAAAAAUUGUACAAGACCCAUUAAUUUGAACUCUUUAAG